Molecule: messenger RNA, 1821 nt
Organism: Macrosiphum euphorbiae (potato aphid)
Lineage: Eukaryota; Metazoa; Arthropoda; Insecta; Hemiptera; Aphididae
Source: the annotation of a GenBank genome assembly
AUGACUGACCCCCUCAAUACUACGACAAUGGCCUUUUGGUAUUUCGACAAGGAUGAGCUGCACCGGACCGCCUCGGCUCAGGAUGGCAUACCACAUGAGAGGGAGUCCCGGUACCGUCAAGAAGGGGCAAGGUUCAUCAUCGACGCUGGUACGAAGAUGGACCUGGGCUACAACACGAUGGCCACUGGUGUCGUUUACUUCCAUCGUUUUUAUAUGUAUCAUUCGUUCAAAACGUUCCCUAGAUAUCUCACAGCAUGCUGUUGUCUUUUUCUUGCGGGUAAAGUAGAAGAAACACCUAAGAAAUGUAAAGACAUAAUAAAGUUGGCUAAAGCAAUAUUGCCCGAGGAUAAAUACGAUACCCUUGGAUUAGACCCUAAGGAAGAAGUAAUGGUGCUCGAACGUAUAUUGUUGCAAACAAUUAAAUUUGAUCUGCAAGUUGAUCAUCCAUAUCAGUUUUUAUUAAAGUAUGCUAAAUGUUUAAAAGGUGAUAAGACUAAACUAACUAAAAUGGUUCAAAUGGCUUGGACAUUUGUAAAUGAUAGCUUAUGCACAACUCUUUGUCUUCAAUGGGAACCAGAGAUUAUUGCAGUUUCAUUAAUAUAUUUAGCAUGUAAACUGAGUAAAUUUGAACUCAACGAUUGGCAGGGUCGUACACCAAAUCAUUUACGUUGGUGGGAUAUGUUUGUUCAAGGAAUGAAUAUGGAUUUGCUUGAAGAUAUUUGUCAUCAAGUUCUGGAUCUUUAUUCAACUCCUGACAAAAAUGCACCACCAUCACCUCCAUGCCAAGAAAAAUUUAUAGUACCCAAAAAAGUUAUACCCCCACAGUCCAUUUAUCAGAAAUUAUUGUUGCAAAAAAUGGCUGCUAAAUACAUGCUUACACCUGAACAAGCGAUGCAAGCGGCUAUAACAAAAAAUGUGAAAUUGAUUACAACGCCAAAUACCUUGCCAGUCAAGCAAUUAUUACCCAUGCCACCAGGAAUUAAACCAUCAAUUUCUAAUGUUCCUCCCAAACCACAAAAUGCUCAAAAACCAUUUUUGCCGCCACCUCCCACACCACCUAGAUUGUUAUUAUCACAGUCACCCUUAAAACGACCACCCCCACUUCCAUCAACUAGACCGCCACUGCCUACAAUGCCACCACCGCCACCUCCUCCAACACUUCCACCCCCUCCACCAACCCCAAAUCAAAUGUUGAUCCCUCCAGGUGUUACUCAAUUGCCACCACCACCCAUGCAACCGCCACCACCAAUACCUCCAGCGGGCUUCCCUAUGUACCCUUAUCCUCCACUUCAAAAUGCAGGACAAUCGUUUCCGAACUCUAUGUUUUCUCAGCCUCCGAAUCUGAUAUCUUCAGUGCCUGGGCAAUAUCGAUCACAUGAAACGAUGGCUUCUAUUCAGUUCAUGGGCGAAUCUGUUCCUCCUCCGAGACAGUCUUAUAGUGAAAAUUACAAUCAAAGAGAAAACAUGACUCAGCAAUCAACGCAGUCGUUCAGUGAUUUUGAAACUCAAGAUGCGUAUGAAGAAAGCAGACUAAAAUACAUUGAGAGUCGUGCAUUUAGUCGAGAUAGUGCUUUUGCUGGUGGCAGCUAUGGAAAUGGAUCUCAACAUUUCGUAGAUGGUGGUCCACAUUUUAGCAGUGAAAGUGGUCAGCAUUAUGUUGAUGGUGGAAGCCAACUCUUCCAUUCAGACCCUGCUUAUCUACAGUUUAGAGGAAAUCCGCCAAAUAAACGUGGUUUUAAUACCAGAACUAAUCGACCUCCACCUCCACCACCUCAAUACCAAAAUAGACAAGUUCGGCAUCAUCCAUAUCAAAGACGAUAG